Messenger RNA from Papilio polytes (common Mormon), 693 nucleotides. RefSeq names its product protein Flattop. The record is from RefSeq and is a predicted model, not a curated record. Bases 173 to 628 code for a protein of 151 amino acids. Gene Ontology annotation, cellular component: ciliary basal body. Gene Ontology annotation, biological process: cilium organization. The transcript is spliced from 4 exons. Lineage: Eukaryota; Metazoa; Arthropoda; Insecta; Lepidoptera; Papilionidae.
UACGAAGCCUUCAAAUCGUAGACAAAUAUGACGUGAGCGUACGUUUUUCUUACCAAUUUUGACAUGUUUACACUAUUUUUGACGUAUUUAGCCAAACCUCAUGGGAAACUGUGAUAUUUUUAUAUCGUUUUUGUAAUUUACAAGUAAAAUACAGUGAAAUUUGACCUCAAGAAUGGCUUUCAACUUUGAUAGCGGACAAUACAACCAAGAAACAACGCCUAAAAGAAUAGGCAACUGGCAAGUGCCGAGAUGGUCACCGACUCGUGCUCGCCCACUUGAGAUGCGUCCAGACCCGAAGCCUAUAUGCGACAUCAAUGGCCAUUUCCUCCCUGGAGCACCGAAAGGAUCCUCUAAGUGCUUCGGACACUUCACGGGAACUUGGGAAUUGCCGAGGAAAAUAAAUAGAAAAGUUGCGGAGGAGUUAGCAAAGGAACCACCAGCCAACAGAUUUUCGGAUUGGUUGCACCCUCGUGUCCAAAGACCCAAGGUCGUCAGUACCUCUAUACGCAUGCGUCCUGGUAAGCGUGGCAAAGUUACUGAAGAAAAGGAAAAGGCGCCCAGUACAGAGCCGUUCCAACCACUUCUGUGUCCGAUCCAUAAGCGUGUUCAAGAAGCACACAAAAAAUAAUUAUAAAACUCCAUCCUAUAAUAAAUCCAGAAAAAUACAGCAAAGAAAAAAUAAUACUUUUUUAC